AUGGUGCUUUUUACUCGGUGUGAAAAAGCAAGAAAGGAGAAACUUGCUGCUAGCUAUAAGGCAUUAGUUGACUACUUGGUCGAUUGUGAUGUUCCCACCUUCUUAGCAAGAAUUGAGACUAUACAAGAAUGGGACCGGUCAAGAGAUGACCUUUACGUUUGGAUCCCCAUUCUAGAUCGAAUGGAUGAACUCCUGUCGAAAGUGGCAGAAAAAUAUAAUUACAAGCAAGAUUCUAAAAAGGAAUCCGAAGUUAAACUAUUAGAAAUGGAAGCGCAUGACGUUAUUUACUGUUUGAAGAUGCUACAAUUUACUCGUCGAUUACUUUUGAACACAGAAAACAGAUUUGUUUACUCCUCUGGGGAUGUUUUAAUACAUCUGCUAAAUUGUCCAAACUUCACAAUAAAAUUAGCAGUUAUGAGGAUUUUGGCUAUUUUAGGCGAAAGAUUUGUCAUAGCGAGAGAAAAGAUAGUUGCGCAUAAUAUUUUUGGUGAUCAUGAUCUAAGGAAAAAUGCUCUUAAAUUAGCUUUAUCCUUGUCGUCUUCUGUCAUGGAUGAAGAUGGAGAACAUUUUUCACUCGUAGAUUUGUACUUUGAUAAGAAGAAAGUUCCUCAAAAAUGGAGAAAGUUAAGAUUUACGCACUAUACUUCAAAUGGCUUCAAAAAAUCAAACCUGUCGAAAAAUAACGGUAAUGAGGUAACUUCCAUUAAGAAGGUGACCAUGACAAGUCAAGAAUUAUGCGAUCACUCUUUGCAGGAAAUCUUCAAUAAAGGUAUGGAACUUUUACCAUCAGAAAGUUGGUUUGACUUUUCGGUAAAAGCCUCGGUGGCAAAAGCCUUCAGUGAUGAUUCUAACGAAAAUAAGGAUUUGAGGAACUUAAUCAUUGAAACAAAAUUGAACGCUAUUGCAUUCGUGAACACCAUUUUCUCACCUCCUCAAGUGAGUUCCAAGUUAUUCGAAUUGGAUCCUUAUGCUUUUAACAGUUUAACUGACUUAAUUUCGUUAUCUGAAACCAAAAUACCAAAGGAAUUAAGAACAGAUGCUCUUUUCACAUUGGAAUGUAUUUCUUUGAAGCACGUCUGGUGUUCAGACAUCAUUAGAAACCUUGGUGGUAACAUAUCGCACGGCCUAUUGUUCCAGAUUCUGCGUUACAUUGCCAAGACAUUGAGAGAAGCGACAGAUGAGGUUGACGAAGAAUAUAAUGUGAGGUUUUUCUACUUGAUAUCGAACCUAGCUGACGUUAAACCUUUGCAUGAAUCUCUGUUUGCUGCCGGUUUGAUUCCUACAUUAUUAGAGAUUGUAUCUAUAAGAAACUGUUCGUAUAAGCGUACGCUAGCUUCGGCAACACAUCUUUUGGAGACAUUUAUAGAUAACAGUGAAACUGCUACUGAAUUCAUCGAAAACGACGGUUUUACUAUGUUAAUCACUUCUGUGGCCAAUGAAAUCGACUUUACACUUGAACAUCCAGAAACAUGGCAACCUCCAAAAUAUUCUGUGGUCUAUUACUCAAUCUCCUUCAGAGAGUUGGCAUAUAUCAGAAGUUUGCUGAAGCUCGUUCUCAAAUUAUUAAGUACAGACUCAGGAGACAGGAUUAGAAAUUUGAUAGAUUCACCAAUACUCGUUUCACUAAAGAAAAUCCUGGAGAAUAAAUUUGUAUUUGGUUUAAAUUUAAUAACUUACACUCUCGAUGUAGUUCAAAAAGUAAUAAAUAGUGAGCCUACUAUUUAUCCUGUUCUCGUUGAAGCAGGUCUGAUUCCAUAUAUCGUUGACAAUUUCCCAAAGCUAUUAGGGCCUUCUGCGGAAUUAUUGAGUUUACUUCCUGACGUCAUUUCCGCAAUAUGCCUGAAUUCAGAGGGGCUAAACCAAGUUAAAGAAAAAGGUCUUAUAAACCAUCUAUUUGAUUUUUUGCUCGAUGCUGACCACGCACGUAUAUUAACUGGGGGCGAUCGCUCUACCGAAUACGGUACUGACAUCGAUGAAUUGGCAAGACAUUAUCCGGAUUUGAAGGCAAACAUUGUAGAGGCUCUAUGUGAUGUAAUUAGAAAAAUGCCAAGUGCAUAUAAAGAUGAAAGAGAAUUCCUUUUCACUUCGCCGAAAGAUGAGAAAUAUUUCUUUCAUGAAAAAAAUGAGGAAGUGCUGGUUGAUAAAGAGGAGCAUGAGCCCGCUUAUUGGGAGUUAUUAGAUAAGGGAACUAUGUUGGACACGUUCACUAGUGUUUUGUUUGGUAUGUCAUUGGGAAAUGGCUCUUUUUCGCAGGUUCCACAACAUUUAGAAGCAAAAGAUUUUUUGGCAAUUCUAUUCAUGGAAAAUCCGCCUUAUGAAUACUUUACUUCAGUAGCAAUAUCAAAUGUCACCGAGGUCCUUCAGUACUUGGAUGAAAAAUAUGAAGAUUAUGCAUUCAUGGAUGUAAUGAAAGCAUUGAAUGACCAAUUAGAAAAUUUGAGUGAAUUUUUAAAUAGUCCUAAUGACACUAGUUUCUUUUUGGCAAAGGAUGGCGACACUUCGAUACGUAAAUGUCAUUCAAAGCUUUGUCGACUCGCCGCUAUUUUAAACAUUGUUACAAACGUUUACGUUGAUCUUACAACCCUAUCGUGUAAGAGAAUCAUGCAAAUUUACAGUUAUUUCAAUAAAAGCGGCUUUUCUCUAAUUAAAAACUUAAAACUACUACUCCAAAAGUGUGCAUUAGAGGAAAUGUAUUUACGCCAACAUAUGCCAGAUUCUAUUAUUACGGAAACUAUGCCAUUACCCAUAGUAGAUGUUUCAGGAGAUGGGCCGCCGCUUCAAAUAUAUAUCCAUGAUCCAAAAAAGGGUGACCAAAAGGGAAAAGUUACUAGCAUAAAAACAAGAAAUACUCUCCAAGUGCGAACGACAUUGUAUACCUUACAAUCCAAUACUGCAGUUUUAUUCCGUUGUUUCCUAAGAUUAAGCCACUCCAGAAGUAUGGACUUAGAACAUAAAGAUCUAACAACUGAGAUUCACAUCUUCGAAAACGUUGUUGAAAAUGUUCUCGAAAUGUUAAAAGUCACUGAACUUGAAGGUCAUUUACCGUACUUUCUUGUUCUACUAAACUUCAAUACCUUUGUGUUUACGAUUCCAAAAGCUUCUCCAAACUCAACUGAAAUUUUACAAACAAUACCUGCUUAUAUUUUCUAUCAAAAGGGAGGUUAUUUACUUUAUUUGCAAAUUAUAAGAGAUCUUUUUACAAGAAUGACAAAAAUAAAAGAUCUUUCUUCCCUUGACAACUUAAAUUACAUCGACGAAUCGAACGGUAUUUUAACCUUAAGCUGCUUAAUAAAUGCCCUAACUUUUAUCAACAAGUCUAUGCAAACUGAAACCAUGGAAAAUGUUCAAAGUAUAGGUAAGUACUACGUUUCAGUAGAUGAAGAUUACAAUAUCAUGAAAGCCCUUACGGUUCCUAUUAAAGUAAUGGCUCUAGCAAUGAUUUUAGAUUUGGAUAAAUCAGAUGGACUGUUCAAGACACAGUCUCGUAAUGUGCCUUAUUCUGUAUUCAAGCAACUCUUGAGUAUGCUGAAGAAUGUAUUCACCACUGUUAACAUUCAUACCAAAGAACUGUACGAAUUGCACUGGGACUUGGUUUUCCCACCAAUUAGAAAAAUAAACUUAUUUGAACAGGUUGAUAUUCCCGGCGAUGUUGCGGCGAAUUACUUAACUGAAACCGGGGACGACCUUCCUACAGAUAAUAGUAUUGGUCUUUUCUCACCUGAACAAUGGGAAAAGUAUGUAAAAUUAGCUGGAGAAGAUAAGUCAAUAUACUACCCACAACCAAUACAACCACAAUACUACAAAGGAUGUACGUCCAAGGAGCUAGAUGAACUAAGGGAUACUUUCUUCAAUGAUGGACUGCCCUCUAGGAUUUUUACAGUACUGCCCUUCUAUCCCAAACUUGUCAAUGCUUUUGCAAAGACUCUACUACAAAUCUUUACAAAAUACGAUGAACCCAAUGAAGUAUUUGCUGGCAAAAUAUUGGAUAGGAUCCUGGAGACGAGAUUGGAUGAUCCCGCCACUUUGUCCUCAUUGAUUCAUUUAUUCGGUAUAUUCUUAAAUGAGAAAUAUAUUUAUCAAAAGGCUUCGCACUUGAUGCAGAAGUUUAUUGAAUAUCUUGAAAAGUCUUUGAAGCCAGAACAUGUUAAUACACCUUGGUUUUCGAAAGCUCUUUACGUUUAUGAAAUCAUAAUAGCAAAAUCAGAAUUGCCCCAGUUUGAAGAGCUGUCUAAGGAUGUUCUCUUGAGAUAUCCUUUACUUUCCAUGGCCAAAGUCUUCCGCAUACCAGAAUCUAUAAAACAGAAAUUGUUCGAUAUACUAAUCAGAGUUUCUGAUAUUUCCAAUUUUUAUUCCGCGCUGGCAACAUCGCGUAUAUUAAUUUUUUAUUCUAGGGACGAGUUCUACGCUAACAACAUAGCAAGAUCAGGUAUUUUGUCAAGAUUACUAAAAGUGAUAGGAAGUUUCCAAAAAUUGGACAAAAUUAACUUUCUAGAGUCAUCUUUUCUUUUAUUGACAAGAAGGUGUUUUGAAACAACUGAAAACGUUGACAAUUUGAUACGUGCAGAAGUUGAUAGAAGCUUUACUGCUAGACCGUUAGGCGAUGGAGAUGAUGCUGUGCGUGAAUUAACAACUAUUUUAGAAGAGAAAGCACACGUAGUUAUGCGAAGUCCCUCUCAAUUUAUUGACAUUCUUUGUGAAACGGCUCGAUUCCAAGAAUUUGAUGAACAAGGUGCUUUGAUUGAUUACUCGUUGAAAAGAUUUUUGGAUAAGAAAAAGGAAGAUACUCGAGUAAUUCUAGACAAGGCUGAUAUAUAUGAGCGGACAGGUAUUAUGCAUUUAUUAUUAUCACAGCUUAUGGCUGCUUCUGAAAAAGACUGGUUAUCUGAACCGGCUAAUUCCUCAGACUUGCCGGAGAACAAGAAAAAUCAACUGGACCCAUCAAGAAAUCCCGUUUGUGCUUACAUGGUAUUUCUGUUGAAGCUUUUGGUAGAGCUAGUUAGUAGUUACAAUCAGUGUAAAUUUGAAUUUCUAACGUUCAGCAGAAGAAACACAUAUGCAGAACGCCCAAGACCAAGAACUACCGCUAUCAACUUUUUUCUUUAUAGAUUAUUGGACAAACCUGUUGGAAAUGACCAUGAUAAGCACGAAGCUAAAAGAAGAGAAGUUGUUGGAAUGUUAGCGCGCUCCGUUAUUAUCGGUUUCUUAGCUACUGUUCAAGAUGACAAAACGAUCAAAAGUGAUGUCAAGAUUGUUGAUCCUCAUAUGAAUUUUAUUAGAAAAUUUGCAAUUGAAGCGAUCAUGAAAGCAAUUCGAAAUGCAACUUCUUCUUCCAAACUUUUGGAAGGCAAUCAUUUAAAGUUAGAUAUGUGGUUCAGAAUUAUUACGUCAAUGGUUUAUGUCCAGGCGCCACAUCUUCGCCAACUUCUUGAUCCGAAUAAAGUUGAGGCUGACCAAUACCAAUUGUGCAAGCUCGUUAUAGAUCUGGGACUUCCAUCAGUUAUUACGGAAGCUAUGGCCAGUAUAGAUUUAAACUAUCCGUUUUCAAAGAAAAUAUUCAACGUAGCUGUUGAAGCCCUAAAUACCAUCAGUUCAACGAGGAAUAAUUUUUCGGAACACUUCAAGAUUGAAGACCAUGACGAAGUUGACGACGAGGUUGAUGAAUCUGAUAAAGAAGAGAUUCCGGACAUGUUCAAAAACUCAGCACUCGGGAUGUAUGAUGUAGAAGAUAUUGAGGAAGAUGACGAUGAUGACGACGAUACUUCGUUAAUUGGAGAUGGUGAUGCUAUGGCAUUUGUUGAUAGUGAUAAUGGAUUCGAAGUAGUGUUCAGUGAUGAAGAUGACGAUAUGGGAGAAGAAGGUGAAGAAGAUGUUCAUUCAAGGUCAGAGGAAAACGACUUAUCCUCAGAAAUGAAUUCAAGCACAACAGGUGGUUCAGAUGUUGACUAUGAAGUUGAUGACGCAGAAGGACUGGUUAUCAAUAUUGAGCAACAAUCAGGAGAUGAUGAAGAUAUGGCUGACUACGAUAUUGAUCAUAGCCAUUCUUCCCGUACUGGUGAUGAAGAUGAAGGUUCUAUGGACGUCAUAGAGGUUUACGAUGACGAGCUAAGCUCUGAAUACGAUGUCGAUUUGAGCGAUUAUGACGUGGAUGAGUCUGAUUGGGAUUCAGGAUUAUCCAGUUUAUCCAUUUCAGAUGAAGAAGGCGAAAGUAGCGAAAACGAGCCGAUUAACUCCACCAGAAUGGGAGAUUCAAGAAGAAGGUGGUUGAUAGCCGAAGGUGUUGAGCUUUCAGAUGACUCACAAGGGGAAAGUGAAGACGACGGGAGGGAUGUUUUCCGUGAUAUCGAACACAUCUUUUCAAAUGAAAAUGAACCUUUGUUUAGGGUUCACGAUGAAAUGCGUCAUAGAAAUCAUCGUCGCUCGAUUAAUCGUACUCAUUUCCAUUCUGCUAUGAGUGCACCCUCUUUAAGUUUGCUGAAUCGCGGAAGAAGAAAUCAAAGUAAUUUAAUUAAUCCUUUAGGGCCUACUGGAUUAGAACAAAUUGAGAACGAUAUUUCUGACCAAGUGACUGUUGCUGGUUCAGGUUCUCGCCCGAGAUCCCAUCAUUUACAUUUUUCAGAAGUUCUUUUGUCAGGUGGUGUGUUUGAUGAACCUGUUUUGGAUGGCAUCAUUUUAAAGUCUACGGUAUCAAGAUGGAAGGAUAUAUUUGAUAUGUUUUAUGACUCCAAAACAUAUGCCAAUUGUAUCAUACCCACUGUUAUCAACAGAAUAUACAGGGUUAGCUUAGAUUUACAAGAAAACUCUGAAAAACGCAAACAAGGAAAAUCAAAGGAUAAGCACCCUAUUUUCUCUGAGCCAAGAGUGGAAAGUAUCAGUAGUACAGACGCCAUAUCAGCAGAGGAAGAUAGCGUGCAAGCAAGCAACGUUUCCCAUGAUGACCAUGAACCUGUCUUUGUUACUAUUCAAGGAUCUGAAGUAGAUAUAGGUGGCACGGAUAUCGAUCCUGAGUUCAUGAAUGCUUUACCAGACGACAUAAGAGCUGAUGUAUUUGCACAACAUGUUAGAGAAAGAAGAGCUGAAGCCAGACUUGAUUCAGAGCACAAUGCACACUCCAGGGAAAUCGAUUCCGAUUUCCUAGAAGCAAUUCCUGAAGAUAUUAGAGAAGGAAUUUUGGACACCGAAGCGGAAGAGCAGAGGAUGUUUGUUAGAAUAGGUUCCUCUGCGAACGUGCUAAGAGCCGACGACGGUGCUAUCGAUAACGAUGAGGAAGCUGAAAAUUUGGAUCAUGAAAACAGUGAUGAUCGUAACAUUGCCGAACCUGAAAAGAAAAAGCCGGCAAGAAUAUACUUUGCUCCAUUAAUUGAUCGUGCUGGUAUUGCUUCGCUAAUGAAAUCUGUGUUUAUCUCUAAACCUUACAUUCAACGUGAAAUAUACCACGAACUGUUUUAUCGCUUAUGCUCUAGUAAGCAAAACAGGAACGAUUUAAUGAAUACAUUUCUAUUCAUUUUGAGUGAAGGUAUCAUAGAUCAGCACUCUUUAGAAAAAGUUUAUAACAUAAUUUCUAGCAGAGCGAUGGGGCACGCGAAAGCUACGACCGUCAGGCAAUUACCUCCAGACUGUACGCCGCUUACAGUGGCUAAUCAAACUAUUGAAAUCUUACAAAACCUGAUUGAUGCAGAUUCUAGAUUGAAAUACUUUCUCAUCGCAGAACACGAUAACCUGAUAGUAAACAAAGCAAAUAAUAAGUCCAGGAAAGAAGUGCUCACUGAUAAAAAAUUGAGAUGGCCUCUGUGGCAUUUAUUCUCACUUCUAGAUAGAAAGCUCAUCACAGAUGAAAGCGUAUUAAUGGAUUUAUUGACAAGGAUAUUACAAGUCUGUACAAAAACGUUGGCUGUUCUUUCCGUCAGUUCGAGUGGUAAAGAAAAUUUGAAUAAAAAGUUUCAUUUACCAGAUUUCGAUGAGGAUGACCUCAUGAAAAUUUUAUCUAUCAUUACACUCGAUAGUUGUACCACAAGGGUAUUUCAGCAAACAUUGAAUAUAAUUUACAAUCUCUGUAAAAUAAAAGGGUGUAUGGCGAUUUUUACACAACACCUGGUAUCUUUGGCUAUAGAGAUAAUGGGCAAAUUAAAGGAUGCUCUGGAUGGCCUAUCUCGUGAGGUGAGUACGAUAACGAAUGGGAUGGAGAUCAACUCAGAGUUGCUACAGAAAUUUACCCUUCCAAGUUCUGAUCAAGCAAAGUUACUGAAAAUUCUCACGACAGUUGAUUUCCUCUAUACUCAUAAAAGAAAGGAGGAGGAGCGUAAUAUUAAAGACCUGCAAUCUUUGUACGAUCAAAUGAAUAGCGGCUCCGUGUGGUCCUCAUUGAGCGAAUGUUUGACCCAGUUUGAAAAAAGUCAAGCUAUCAAUACUUCAGCAACCAUCUUGCUUCCAUUGAUUGAAUCGCUCAUGGUGGUAUGCAGACGAAGUGACUUAAGCCAAAAUAGAAAUACGGCAAAUAAAUAUGAAGAUGCUAAAUUACUUGAUUUUUCGAAAACGCGUGUUGAAAACUUAUUCUUCCCAUUUACAGAUGCUCACAAGAAAUUGUUGAAUCAGAUGAUUCGGUCAAAUCCGAAGUUGAUGAGUGGCCCUUUCGCACUUUUAGUCAAGAAUCCAAAAGUUUUAGAUUUUGAUAAUAAAAGGUACUUCUUCAAUGCCAAAUUGAAGCCCGAUAAUCAAGAGCGCCCCAAGUUACCCAUUACUGUUCGCCGUGAGCAAGUUUUCUUAGACUCUUAUCGAGCUUUGUUUUUCAAAACGAAUGAUGAGAUCAAGAAUUCAAGGUUAGAAAUUACAUUUAAAGGAGAAAGUGGUGUCGAUGCUGGUGGUUUAACUAGGGAAUGGUAUCAAGUUCUUUCCAGACAAAUGUUUAACCCAGAUUACGCUCUUUUCCUUCCUGUGCCAUCGGAUAAGACCACCUUCCAUCCCAACCGUACAUCGGGCAUCAAUCCUGAGCACCUUUCUUUCUUCAAGUUUACCGGGAUGGUUAUAGGAAAAGCAAUAAGGGAUCAAUGUUUUUUGGAUUGCCAUUUUAGCCGUGAGGUUUACAAGGAUAUUUUAGGUAGACCAGUAUCGUUGAAGGAUAUGGAAUCUUUGGAUCCAGAUUACUAUAAAUCUUUGGUAUGGAUUCUCGAAAAUGAUAUCACAGAUAUCAUAGAUGAAACAUUUUCCGUUGAGACUGAUGAUUAUGGGGAACAUAAAGUUAUCGACUUAACUGAAGGAGGUAAAGACAUAAUGGUUACCGAACUCAAUAAACAGGAUUAUGUAAAGAAAAUCGUUGAAUAUAAGCUUCAAACAUCCGUCAAGGAGCAAAUGGAUAACUUUUUGGUUGGCUUCUAUGCUCUGAUAUCUAAAGACCUCAUUACCAUAUUUGAUGAGCAAGAAUUGGAGUUGCUGAUUAGUGGUUUACCUGAUAUUGAUGUCGAUGAUUGGAAAAACAAUACCACCUAUGUCAAUUAUACCGCGACUUGUAAAGAAGUCAAUUACUUCUGGAGGGCGGUUAGAUCAUUUGAUGCAGAAGAACGUGCUAAGCUACUGCAAUUCGUUACAGGUACCAGUAAAGUACCUCUUAACGGAUUCAAGGAAUUAAGUGGUGUGAACGGUGUUUGUAAAUUUUCCAUUCAUCGUGAUUUUGGUUCAUCAGAAAGAUUGCCAUCAUCGCAUACUUGCUUCAAUCAGCUGAAUUUGCCUCCUUAUGAAUCGUAUGAAACGUUACGAGGUUCUUUAUUGUUAGCAAUUAAUGAAGGGCAUGAAGGGUUUGGCCUUGCUUGA
Molecule: messenger RNA, 9801 nt
Organism: Saccharomyces eubayanus
Lineage: Eukaryota; Fungi; Ascomycota; Saccharomycetes; Saccharomycetales; Saccharomycetaceae
Gene: TOM1
Product: E3 ubiquitin-protein ligase TOM1
Exons: 1
Coding region: 1-9801 (3266 amino acids)
Biological process (GO): protein polyubiquitination; positive regulation of protein catabolic process; proteasome-mediated ubiquitin-dependent protein catabolic process
Molecular function (GO): ubiquitin-protein transferase activity
Source: RefSeq, a predicted model, not a curated record